AUGGCUCCUCGCACGGAAUUCAGCACUGAACAAGUGCGCAACAAGGCCCGGAAGGACCUCCUAUACAUGCUUGAGGGUGUACGUAAGACCGCAAUGACCCUGGACGUUCGAGGGAAGAAGAAUGUUGUCUUUGAUCGCAGUUUGGUCGGCCCGAUCGGCACCAUUGUAAAGGCUACCGCGCUUCAGGAAUACGGGGUCGAUAAGUUCUUUGUACUUGAAAACAACAAUGUCGAUACGAGCCAGCGCAACGUCGUUUUCAUCGUGAGAGGCGAGUCCGGCAGGCAUGCCGAGUCAGUCGCAGCCCAAAUCAAACGAGUUCAACGUGAGAGCCAGACUGGUCAUGAAUUUCACAUCUUCUGGGUGCCCCGCCGGACACUCCUAUCCGAUCAAAUACUCGAGGAAUCAGGUGUUUUGGGCGACGUGAACGUUGCAGAAUUGCCCUUGUCGUUCUUUCCCCUGGAGAAUGAUGUGCUAUCUCUCGAGCUGAACGACUCUUUCCGGGACCUGUAUCUCUCAAAGGACAUCACUCCCAAUUUCUUGAUGGCCAAGGCUCUCAUGGAAAUCCAGCAGAAUCAUGGGCUAUUCCCCCGGAUCAUUGGAAAGGGAGAUAACGCCAAGAGGGUUGCCGAUCUUCUGGGACGGAUGCGACAAGAACUGCUGGCAGGCGGGGACUCCAGCGAAGCGAACCGCGCGGGCCUAACGCCAAGCACGACAAAUGACAGUGUUAUCAUUAUUGAUCGCGAGGUUGACUUCGUCACGCCUCUUCUUACCCAGCUUACGUACGAAGGCCUCAUCGAUGAGGUUUUCGAGAUACAGAAUAAUCAGACGAAAGUCGAUACUGCAAUCGUCGGUGCCCCCGCUCAGUCUCAGUCCUCGGCAGCGACACCGCAGAGCCGAAAACGAACAAUCCAGCUCGACUCGAGUGACAAACUCUACGAUCAGCUUCGCGAUGCAAACUUUGCUAUUGUAGGAAGUCUUCUCAACAAGGUCGCCCGUCGGUUGCAGCAAGUGCAAUCCGAUUACGAGACCAAGCACAAGACCAAGACAAUUGCAGAGCUCAAAGAGUUCGUGGGCCAGCUUCCUGGCUACCAGCAAGAGCACCAAAGCGCUAGGAUACACACAGGACUAGCGGAGGAGAUAAUCAAGCACACACGGUCGGAUCAAUUCAAGGGAUUACUAGAGGUGCAGCAGAAUAUCGCCGCUGGCGCCGACCCCUCGACCCAGGCCGAAAGAAUCGAAGAGCUCGUAGCCCGGGACACACCGAUACGAGAGGUUUUGAGAUUACUGUGCGUUUACUCAUGCAUAUCAGGUGGUAUCAAGCCAAAGGAAUUUGACCACUUCAAACGCCUGAUACUCCAAGGUUACGGCCACCAACAUAUCCUCACUUUGAACAGCUUGGAAAAAUUACAACUCUUCCUUUCACGCUCAUCGCCUCUGGCGGGGAUGAUACCAAUGACGGGCAACGCCGGGCCUAGCGGCGGGGCGAAAACGAAUUAUACAUACCUGCGAAAGCAGCUACGUCUAAUCGUGGACGAGGUUCAAGAGGACGACCCUAACGACAUUGCUUAUGUGUACAGCGGUUAUGCGCCACUUUCUAUCCGUCUCGUCCAAUGCAUCCUGCAAAAGCAGUACCUAUUGAGCGUAACCAAAGGAGGUGGCGCAAACGUCGCCAACGCUGCUCUCUCGUCGGGGGCCGCUACACAAGGCUGGCAUGGCUUUGACGAUGCUGUAAAACACGUGCGGGGCCAAACAUUCUAUGAACUUCAAAAAGGAGAGGACAAGGCUGUAAAAGCAAGAGCUCUCCUUUCCGGAAGUGGGAAUAGACAGACGGUCUUUGUAGUGUUCGUUGGCGGUAUCACGUUUACGGAGAUUGCGGCACUUCGAUUUAUAGCAAAGCAAGAAGAGACGCCCGACCUCUCGCGGCAGAGUUCGUCUUCGAACCUGUCGUCCGAGGUCGCUCCGGAAAUAGUCGUGUGGACUGAGGAUAUGGACCUUGACAGCCCAAGUCAGGAUGACUCCGAUAUCCUGUCGGAUCUGGAUAUGAGCAGUGACGAAGCACCCGAUUUUUAUGGGCUGUCCAGACAGGCUGAUGAAGAAUCCGAUGAGGAUGAUGAGGCAUCCGAAGAGGGUGACGAGGCCCCCCAAGAUGACGACGAAGCCCCUGAAGAUGAAGACGAAGUAUCCGAGCUUGGUGAUGCCUCGCUCGGGGAGGUCGAUGUGGCAUCGGAGAGUGACAAUGCCGCACUAAGGGAGGCCCACGAAGCAUCCGAGGAUGAGGCAGCACUCGGGGAUGUCGACGAAGAAUCCGAGGACGAUGAUGAACUGCUCAAGGAUGUUGAUGAGGCGCCUGAGGAAGUUGAUGGAGAACUCAAAGACGCUGAUGGGAUGCUCGAAGAUACCAAUGAAGUGCCCCAGGUUAAUGACGCCCUUGAAGACGCCGGUGGAGUGCUCGAAGAUGCCGAUGAAGCGCUUCAAGACGCUGAAGAAGCACUCGAAGUCAGCGAUGAUACCAAGGGAGUUCUGGCUGUCGCAGCAGAAGGUGAAGCAGAGCGAUCCGUCUCCUCGCCCUCAGCCUUGACCGAACUCUCCGAACUCUCCUCCUUAUCUUCAAAUGUGUCGAGCAAGGCCACGACACCUUUCGAUGCAGAUGCUUCCAGAGGUACAUCUGCAGAUCAAUCAGCGCCCAGGACGGUCCCGGUACACCAAACUUCAUUCUACCAGACUGAAGUGGAACGCCUAACCUUCAAUGUGCGCCCCAAGGCCUCGAUCCCAAGGAAUAUAUCGUCUCAGAGGUAUGCUGCCGAGUGCAUCUGGGCUGCAGAAUCCUCCAGGCUAAACCCUUAUGCGCUACAUCCCGAGGAAUAUCUGCUCUUCCGACAUCAUAUCUCCCAUGCUCAAGUCACAACGUAUCUUAAUAUCCGAAACGGCAUUCUACGUCAAUGGAUGAUUCGGCCUUCUGUCAAUGUAACGCGUCAGGCAGCUAUCGGCUGUGCCAAUGCUCGCUGGUUUGAUGCAGCAAGCGUGUGCUAUGACUGGUUGGCACGACGCGGAUACAUCAACUUCGGCUGCGUUCAAUUCGCUGACUCGGAAAAGGCUCAAAAUGGGGACCAGCCACAGGUUCAAAGAAGAAGAAGGACAAUUGUCGUCCUUGGUGCUGGUAUUUCAGGCUUAGGAUGUGCUCGGCAACUAGAAGGCCUCGGGAUCCAAUACGCUAGCCAAUUCCACGAUCAAGGGGAGGAUCCUCCCAGGGUCAUAGUUCUGGAGGGCCGAAGCCGUGUUGGGGGAAGAGUGUAUUCUCGCGAGUUGAAAACGCAGUCUUCCGAGAAGAACCCUCAAUUUGAAGGCAAGAGACUCUCAGCCGAGAUGGGCGGUAUGAUCAUCACUGGCUUCGAUCGUGGAAAUCCCAUGAAUAUUCUUGUACGGGCACAGCUUGGGAUCCCCUACCACGCCUUGACAGCCGAUACCACCAUUUACGAUAAUAAUGGCAAGCCAGUGGAUAUGGUCCGAGAUCUCCUAGUAGAAAAACUCUACAACGAUUGCUUGGACCGUGUGAGCGAGUUUAAGCACAAGUCACAACCAUCCAAAUUAAUCGAAGGAAAGCGCGAUCUCAUUGAGGAUGGCCGCGACGCUCCCGGAGAUGGCAGCAAAACCAUCAUGCAGGCAGAAGAAGCCACUGCAGCCUUGCCUCAUGCCCCCCCGGUCUCGCUACAGAGUGUCCCAGAACAUGUAAAUAUGGUCCCAGUCUCAUCGGACAAAGUAACUGGCCGUGUGCACACUCAGCCUGGCGUUCCUGCCACGCUUAAGGCGUCCGAAAAGGCCAAGCUCAUGGGAUGGGACGCAAAAGCAGGUUCUACUGACAGUGAUAACGUUGAUCUGAACGAUGCUGUCAAUCAGGAGGGGGCUACACUCGGCUCGGUUCUGGACUAUGCAGUAUCGCAGUAUAAACAUCUCAUUGAUCUAACGCCUCAAGAUUUCAGGCUCUUCAAUUGGCACGUUGCCAACUUAGAAUACAGCAAUGCCACCAACCUCCAUCGACUCAGCCUUCCACUUUGGGACAUUGAUGCUGGAAAUGAAUGGGAGGGGCACCAUACCAUGAUUGUGGGUGGAUAUCAAAGCGUAGCCCGAGGCCUUGUCCACUGCCCAGAGCCGCUGGAUGUCAGAACGAACUUUCCUGUCAAGAGUAUCAAAUACAGAGCUGAGGCUUCAAACAACGGCCCUGCUACCAUUGAAUGUGAGGAUGGCACCGUGGUAGAGGCCGACACUGUUGUCUGCACGAUUCCUUUGGGCGUGCUCAAGCAGAACAAUAUCACUUUCGAUCCUCCUCUUCCAACUUGGAAGACAGGCGUUGUGGGCCGUCUCGGCUUCGGCAUCCUGAACAAGGUUGUUUUGAUCUAUGACAAGAUCUUCUGGGAACCUGAUAGGCACAUUUUUGGGGUCUUGAGGGAUCCUCCAAACCGCCAUAGCACAAACCAAAGGGACUAUGGAGCGAAUCGUGGCCGCUUUUUCCAAUGGUUCAAUGUGUCCAACACGACGGGCGUCCCUUGCCUGAUUGCUCUAAUGGCAGGCGAUGCGGGCUUCGAAACUGAGCAUUCCAGCAAUGAUGUUCUGGUUGCAGAGGCCACUGAGAUUCUACGAAGUGUAUUCGGAGCCGAUGUUCCGUAUCCUGUUGAGGCUAUGGUUACCAGAUGGGGUUCCGACCGAUUUGCAAGAGGAAGUUACUCAUCCGCAUCCCCCGAAAUGCAGCCGGAUGAUUACGAUGUAAUGGCACGGCCAAUUGGAAAUCUCUUUUUCGCCGGGGAGCACACGAUCGGCACGCAUCCAGCGACGGUACAUGGCGCAUACAUGUCAGGGUUGCGAGCAGCCUCGGAGGUGUUGGAGGCGAUGCUGGGCCCGAUUGAGGUCCCGACACCGCUCGUUUUGCCCAAGGAUUCGCUUUUGCUCCAGAAACGCCAAGAAUCAGCAAAAGACCCUCGUAAAGCUCGCCUGGAAGCCUAUGAGUUGGAAGUUUGGCAUCAUUUGCAAUUACAUCUUGGGCAUCGCCCAGUCCGGCCCACCAAGCCGGCUGCUAAUGCUUACAUGCUGUUCAGCAGGGACAAGUUUGAGGACGCACGGAAGCUCUGUGAAGGGAAUCGAAAGCCCGGCAGAACUAAAUCGGCCCCGAACGAGGUCCGAGUGAUGACUUCCAAGAUGUGGAAGAACGCCUCGCCAGAAAAGCGCAAACCCUACGAGGACCAGGCCGCCGAAAACAAGAAGGCCUACGCAGAAGCUAUACUGCGGCACACAGAGGAGUCAGAGAAGUGGGACCGCCAGGCUAUCGCGCUGCGGGCGGCAUACGAGAAAGAAAACCCAAAGCCGGUAGACAAUGAGAAACUCACUCCAGAGGAAGAAGGGCCAGGGCCCAAGCAUCGUCGAGUCAGACCCGUGAGCUAUGCCGAGGACCGCGAUGAGGACCGUAAUUGA
Messenger RNA from Clonostachys solani, 5460 nucleotides. The record is from the annotation of a GenBank genome assembly. NCBI's taxonomy places the organism in Eukaryota, Fungi, Ascomycota, Sordariomycetes, Hypocreales, Bionectriaceae.